This is a messenger RNA of Platichthys flesus (European flounder), 4287 nucleotides long. RefSeq names its product thrombospondin 3a (gene thbs3a). The transcript has 23 exons. Gene Ontology annotation, cellular component: extracellular region. The record is from RefSeq and is a predicted model, not a curated record. NCBI's taxonomy places the organism in Eukaryota, Metazoa, Chordata, Actinopteri, Pleuronectiformes, Pleuronectidae. The coding region runs from base 122 to 2968 and encodes 948 amino acids. Gene Ontology annotation, molecular function: heparin binding; calcium ion binding. Gene Ontology annotation, biological process: cell adhesion.
GAGUUGAGCGCGCGCCAGCGGCAGUCACUCGGUCCCGGACUCAGCUGCCGCUCGGUCGACUCGUCCCCGGUGCUUCUCCGGUUCUGCUGAGCUCGUCCCCGGUCCUCCGGUUCCUCUCGUCAUGCUCCCGGUGCUUCUGUCCCUCUUGUGUGUCCCGCUUGUCUCUGGAGUUCUGGACUCACCGGACGUUCAAGUGAUCGACGUGCUGGGUCUUCAGGACUCGAGACAAAGCGCGGCCGCGGUGGACAAGCUGUCGGCCGCGCUGACCACGCUCAGCGACGUGUACGUGGUCUCCACGCUGCGGCUGCCGGCGAAGCUGGGCGGAGUCCUGCUGGGUCUCUACAGCAAACAGGACAACAGGAAGUACCUGGAGCUCGCCAUCAUGGGAAAAAUCAAUAAAGUCCUGGUGCGUUACGUCCGAGCCGAUGGGAAGCUCCACACGGUCAACCUGCAGAACGCCAACCUGGCCGACGGGCGGACGCACUCCAUCAUCCUGCGACUCGGAGGUCUUCACCGCGACAACAUGAACAUGGAGCUGUACGUCAACUGCCGAUUGGCCGAUUCCAGCCAGGGUCUACCGCCAUUGGUCCCUCUGCCCAGGGAGGCGGAGUGGGUGGAGAUAAGACACGGACAGAAGGCGUACGCCCGACUGCAGGGUGCAGUGGAGUUCCUCAGACUGGCUCUAGGAGGCAGUGUUGCUAAAGCUGGAGCUCUGACUGACUGUCCCUUCCAGGGAGACGGCUCCACCUACAACUCAGUGGUCGGGGACAUGAACUCCAUCCUGGGUGAACACACCAAGGCUCUGAUUGGUCAGCUCAUCAUCUUCAACCAGAUCCUGGGAGAGUUGAGACAGGACAUCAGAGAACAGGUGAAGGAGAUGUCUCUGAUCAGAAACACCAUCCUGGAAUGUCAGGUUUGUGGUUUCCAUGAGCCUCGCUCUCGUUGUUCUCCUAACCCGUGUUAUAAAGGCGUCUCCUGUGUGGACAGUCUUGAUUACCCAGGAUACACCUGUGGACCCUGUAAGCCAGGAAUGAGAGGCAACGGGACUCACUGUCAGGACAUGGACGAGUGCCAGCUGAAGCCAUGUUUCUCUCCUGACGCCUGCGUCAACACAAUCGGGGGGUUCAGCUGUCAGCCCUGUCCUGCUGGACUGUGGGGGGCGCCACUUGCUGGUACUGGACUGGACUACGCCAAGACACACAAACAGGAGUGUGUCGACAUUGAUGAGUGUGUCGACCUCCCUGACGCCUGCGUCUCCAACUCCGUCUGCAUCAACACUGUGGGUUCCUACAGGUGUGGCGGCUGUAGACCCGGUUUCCUUGGCAACCAGACUUCAGGUUGCUUCCCAAGGAAUUCCUGCGCUGCGUUGACCUUUGACCCCUGUGACACCCAUGCCCACUGCACCAUGGAGAGGAACGGGGAGGUUUCAUGCAGGUGUAACGUGGGGUGGGCCGGGAACGGGAACACGUGCGGCGUGGACACGGACAUUGACGGGUAUCCGGACCGCGCUCUUCCCUGCAUGGACAACAACAAACACUGUAAAAAGGACAACUGUGUGUUCACGCCCAACUCUGGUCAGGAGGACGCCGACAAUGACGGGAUCGGAGAUCAGUGUGACGAGGACGCAGACGGAGAUGGCAUCAGGAACGUGGAGGAUAACUGCCGAUUGGUUCCUAACAAAGACCAGCAGAACUCAGACAGUGACUCAUUUGGAGACGCUUGCGACAACUGUCCCAAUGUCCCCAACGGCGACCAGAAGGACACCGACAGCAACGGACAGGGAGAUGCCUGCGACCAGGACAUCGACGGAGACGGGAUUCCCAACGUUCUUGAUAACUGUCCAAAAGUGCCAAACCCAAUGCAGACGGACCGGGACAGAGACGGCGUGGGAGAUGCCUGUGACAGUUGUCCCGAGCUCAGUAACCCCAUGCAGACGGACAUCGACAACGACCUGGUCGGAGACGUUUGUGACACGAACCAGGACACGGACGGAGACGGUCUGCAGGACAGCAGAGACAACUGUCCCGACAUCCCGAACAGCUCCCAGCUGGACUCCGACAACGACGGCCUCGGAGAUGACUGCGACCACGACGACGACAACGACGGUGUCCUUGACGACCACGACAACUGCCGACUCGUCGUGAACCCGAACCAGAAAGACUCCGACGCAAACGGCGUCGGGGACGUCUGUGAGAAUGACUUUGACAACGACGCCGUGGUGGACUCGAUGGACGUGUGUCCAGAGAGCGCUGAGGUCACGCUGACAGACUUCAGGGCCUAUCAGACGGUCGUCCUGGACCCAGAGGGCGACGCCCAGAUCGACCCCAACUGGGUCGUUCUGAAUCAGGGGAUGGAGAUCGUCCAGACGAUGAACAGUGACCCCGGUCUCGCUGUGGGAUACACAGCCUUCAAUGGCGUCGACUUCGAGGGAACAUUUCACGUCAACACGGUGACAGACGACGACUACGCCGGCUUCAUCUUUGGUUACCAGGACUCUUCAAGUUUCUAUGUGGUGAUGUGGAAGCAGACGGAGCAGGCGUACUGGCAGCCGGUCCCCUUCCGAGCCAUGGCCACGCCCGCUCUGCAGCUCAAGGCGGUAAAGUCUGGAACUGGCCCCGGUGAGUUUCUGAGGAACGCUCUGUGGCACACCGGAGACACGGCUGGAGAGGUGAAGCUGCUCUGGAAGGACCCGAGAAACAUCGGCUGGAAGGACCAGACGUCGUACCGCUGGCAGCUGAGCCACCGGCCGCAGGUCGGAUACAUGAGGGUGAAGCUGUUCGAAGGGACGUCGAUGGUGGCGGACUCCGGCGUCGUGAUCGACACCACGAUGAGAGGAGGCCGCCUCGGCGUCUUCUGCUUCUCCCAAGAAAACAUCAUCUGGUCCAACCUGCGCUACAGAUGCAACGACACGGUGCCUGAAGACUUCAAGUCUCAUCGUAAACAAGUUCUGAUGCACAUUCAUGUCUGAGAGUAGCAGACGAACUGAAACACACACAAAUACACAAACAAACACAAACACAUACCCUGAGCUUCUCUGAAUCCACUUACCUGUAGUUUGAGUCUGUGUGUGUGUGAGUGGCGUCAUGUAAAAAUAUACGUCUGUUUCAAUUGAUGUGAACGUUGCUUUCUUCUUUGUGUGCUAUGGUCAACGUCCCUACACUGCCCCCCAUGGUUUCCAUAGGCACAGGCCCGUGCUCAGAGAGCCCCCUAGUGGUGCUCCAGAAAAGUGCCCCUUCCGCUGGAGCCCAUUUUUAAUCUUCAUUCAUCAAUAUUUAAGAAUAACAAUGACUCUCUCUGUCAUCAAUUCCCCCAGAGUGUGUUUUGAUAACUGACGGGCGUUUAUUUGAGUUCUUGUGAGAAUUUCGCCCCGACAUGCUUCGCGGCGCCACCCCCCCCCCCCCCCCUCCUCCUCCUCAUGCAGCUGAGCGCCAAACGGCUGCAGCCACUUCUUCUCCGACCUGCAGCAUCAGACAAACAGGUCAUGACGGUGACUGGUGAUGAAUUAACCAAAACAUUAGCGCCGCUGAAAACAUUCUGCACAACUGGUCCGACAUUUAUAAAUAAAAAAUAAACAAACAACAAACUCACGAAAUCCGUGAUUUCAAAGCCUCGUCCAGCUGUUUACUGACAUCUGUCCUGUUUAAUGAAGAGAGAGACAGAGAGACAGACAGAGAGACACACAGACAGAGAGACAGACACACAGACAGACAGAGAGACAGACAGAGACUGACAGACACACAGACAGACAGAGAGACAGACAGAGACUGACAGAGAGAGAGACACACAGACAGACAGACAGAGACACAGACAGACAGAGAGACAGACAGAGACUGACAGACACACAGACAGACAGAGACUGACAGACACACAGACAGACAGAGAGACAGACAGAGAGAGAGACACACAGACAGAGAGAGAGAGAGACACACAGACAGACAGAGACUGACAGACACACAGACAGACAGAGAGACAGACAGAGACUGACAGAGAGAGAGACACACAGACAGACAGAGAGACACACAGACAGACAGACAGAGAGACAGGCAGGCAAAAAAUGUAAAGGCAGUUUUACUGUUCUACAAAUUAGACAAGUUCACUAGUUUUGUUUCAUUUAAAAUUGUUAUAUUUGAAAUGGAAGGCAGGUCUUAAGUUGAGCUACAUGACAGUCUGGUGAUAUAUAUUGUGUUAUAUUAUUUGUGUAAUGCUGCUUAUGCUUCAACUCUGUCAGUUGGCCUUGUUUUGUCUAUUUUUACCUGUUAUUCAUUUAUUUAUUCAAUUUGAUAAUUU